Molecule: messenger RNA, 1474 nt
Organism: Clarias gariepinus (North African catfish)
Lineage: Eukaryota; Metazoa; Chordata; Actinopteri; Siluriformes; Clariidae
Gene: cfap298
Product: cilia and flagella associated protein 298
Exons: 8
Coding region: 66-938 (290 amino acids)
Biological process (GO): regulation of cilium movement
Source: RefSeq, a predicted model, not a curated record
AUGACGCCGCACUAACCGGAAGUUGUCAGCGUGCCUGUGAGGAGAAGAUUAUCACAUUCGUAGUCAUGGUCCAGCUUCACGUUAAACGCGGAGAUGAGAGUCAGUUUCUGUUUAACACCACGGUGGAUAUUUCCAUUGAGACGCUCAUAGAGCAGGUCACUCAGGUCUACAAUGGGAGGCUGAAGGUGGACAGGAUCUGCUCUGAGAUUCCUGAACUUGCAGAUCAUGGCAUCAUGCUUCCCCCUAACAUGCAAGGCCUGACUGAAGACCAGAUCACAGACCUGAAGUUAAGGGAUGAAUGGGAGGACAAGUGCAUACCCAGUGGUGGGGCAGAGUUUAAAAAGGAUGAAAUUGGAUGCAGGAAUGGACACGCACCCAAUGAAAAAAUGAAGAAUGUUUUGAAAAAGACUAUGGAAGAAGCCAAAGCUCUAAUCUCAAAAAAACAAGUGCAGGCGAAUGUGUGUGUUACCAUGGACAUGGUAAACGAGGCUCUUGCCCAGUUGCGAGGAGCAGUGAUGAUUGUUUACCCAAUGGGCCUGCCCCCUCAUGAUCCCAUUAAAAUGGAGUUUGAAAAUCAGGAAGAUCUUGCAGGAACACAGGCUUCUCUUCAGGUAAUCCCAGAGAAAGAAGCUCAGAUCUGGUGGGCAGCUAAAGAGCUUCAUCGGGACAAGAAAUUACAAGAUUACAUUGGAAAGAAUGAGAAAACAAAGAUUGUUGUGAAGAUUCAGAAGAGAGGCCAGGGAGCGCCAGCACGGGAGCCUCUGGUCAGUGAGGAGCAGCAAAAGCAGAUGAUGAUGCAUUAUUACAGGAGGCAGGAGGAACUUAAGAAGCUGGAUGAAGCAGAUGAUGAUUCAUAUUUGCAGUCAGAAUGGUCAGACCGGCAGGCUUUAAAGAGACAAUUUCAAGGCCUUACAAAUAUCAAAUGGGGCCCAAGAUAAAUGGAACUUAUUGACUUUGUCAAAGAUUACUUUGAUGCCUUGUCACUUUCUUGUGUUGGACAAAAUAUGGAAUUUCCCUGAACCUCUCUUUUUUUGUAAAUAGAUUUGUGAGUUUGUAAACACAUUUUUGGUUGACUAUUAACAGAUUUAUGACAUGUACUGAUACUGCAUGAAGAUCUUUGAGGUCCCUGAUAAAGAACAUGGAGAAAGGAGGAUAUAACACCUUUCCUGUCUUUGUCUCUGGUACUCUCACUGGCUUCACUGAAAGCCAGUUCUUUUUACGGGCAGGAAGUUGCAUCACAUGUCUGAGGCACACAGAGGUCAUCCAAGCAGUGUAAGUAAAAUAAUAAUGGCUUCAGUCCCUUUAGGCUUAAGGAACAGCAGUGGGAUGGUGAUGUUCAGUGGUGAUCUCCACAAAACAUUUCUGUGAUAAAUUUUAUCAUAACUCCCUUUUAGUUUAAAACCAAGGAUCGUUUAUUUUAGGGUCCUAAAGUUUUUCAUUUAAAAGUGUGAAAUAAAAUAUCUUUUAUAUGAAA